AGAUUCUUGUGUCAAAAUAUAUAAAUACAUCAGUUUAUAAUUCACUGAAUCAUAUUUUCAUGAUGACAUCUGAGGAUAUUGUUCCAGAACCACUUUUCUUAGACCUCGCAUCUGAAUCAGAAGAUCCAUCAGUCACUGAAAUAUCAAGUUUGUGUCUACAAUGUCAGCAGCAGGGUACUACCAGAUUGCUGUUGACACUCAUACCUUACUUCAAGAGAGUGAUGGUAUCAAGCUUUUCUUGCCCUCACUGCCACUUCACCAACAGUAGUUUACUCAAUGUUGGAGAAAUUCAACCUAAGGGAAUAAAAUACACCCUGGGAGUCACAAGCCAAGCAGAUUUGAGGAGAAUGGUUGUAAGGUCAGACUAUGCUUCAGUAGCCAUACCUGAAGUGGAGCUUGAGAUGACGUCAGGUUCUGGCAAGGGAGAGAUCACCAAUGUUGAAGGUUUACUCAGUAAAGUCAUUGCAAACUUGCAGCUGGAUCAAGCUGUCAGGAGAGAAGCAGAUCCUGAAGGAGCUGAGAAGAUAGAUGAAUUUAUCAACAAACUGGGUGCUCUUAUGGAGCUUCAAGAGCCCUUCACUGUCAAACUUGAUGACCCGUCCGGCAACAGCUUCAUUGAGCGCUUGAGCGCCAACGGCCUGCGCGACCCGGCGCUGUCGUGGAGCAGCUACGACCGCUCGCCGCAGCAAGACGAGCUCCUCGGCAUCGCUCCCCCUCAGGAUGACAACAAUAAUGCUCUUGAAGAAGUUGCAGAAGAAAACGAGGAUGCAGACGAAGAAGUUUCACCUGAAUCUAAAGAUUCCGGCAGCCAAGCAGCAGAUACGGAGAGUCGAGAUCAAACCGACCGCGACGAUGUAGCUGAAAAAGAGAACUUGGCGAAUGAAGUCUUGAAAUUCUCAGAGCUCUGUGAUAGGUGCCAUCGGCCUGCUCAAACUAAUAUGAAACUCGUAAAAAUUCCUUAUUUCAAGGAGGUGGUGAUUAUGGCUUCAGUGUGUGACCACUGCGGUAACAAAACCUCGGAAGUGAAGUCUGGCUCGGGCAUCUCGCCGACUGGGCGGCGGAUCGUACUCAAGCUUGACGACCCGGAACUCGACCUGGCGAGAGACGUUCUUAAGAGUGAAAUGUGCGACCUGCAGAUACCUGAGCUGGAGCUACACGUUGGCGCCGGCAUACUCGGCGGCAAAUUUACGACGAUUGAAGGUCUACUCAUCAGCAUCAAGGAUGAUAUGAAGAACAAUCCGUUCUUUGUUGGCGACAGUGUGGAUCCCGUCAAGAAAGCCGCCGUUGAUAAAAUAUUCAAUGGAAUAGAUAAAAUAAUGGCAGGGGAACUGAAAGCCACGUUCAUCAUGGAUGAUCCUUCGGGCAACAGUUACCUGCAGAACGUCUACGCUCCUGAUCCUGAUCCUUUCCUCGAGAUCACUGAGUACGAACGAACAUUCCAACAGAACGAAGACUUGGGACUCAAUGAUAUCAAAACGGAAGGCUAUGAGAAUGAUUAAUGUCAAAUGAUUUUGACUCAAUGAUAUCAAAAACCAAAAUGAAAAGCCACCUUUGUAAACCGAUAACACGAAAUUAUUUUUUAAACGUGCCCAUUACUCUUUUAAUGCGUUAGGGGUUCAUGGGAAGCAUUUCAGAUAGAAGGAUAUGGGGAGACUGGCUUUUGAUAUACUGUAGUUGUUUAUCUCCACAAACUGACUCCAUCUCCACCUACUGGCCAUGUAUGUCUUUAUUCCUUGACUCAAGAACGCGUCGAUGACUUAGUAGAAACCUGGAUAUCGUUUUCGAAACAUUUAUCUACAGAAUGAAAAAAAUAUAUGCUAUACCUACCGAUGUACAUUAUAGACCUCAGAUAUUCCACUCAUACCUAAAAACUGACCUAUCACUCCCUCUCUCACCUACUUGCCACUACCAGGAUGGGCAAUUACACACACACGCACACAAGAGUAGGCAUCGUUUCUUCAUUAAGGUGACUUUCAUUUACUUCGAUGCUACAUAGAUUUUUGUAUAGAUUUUAUGUGUCGUGUAUCUUAUGAAUGAUAUAUUUUCCACAAAUCCCAUAAAUUGUUGCCAGAU
Hyalella azteca is the source of this 2073-nucleotide messenger RNA. RefSeq names its product zinc finger protein ZPR1 (gene Zpr1). Bases 60 to 1499 code for a protein of 479 amino acids. Lineage: Eukaryota; Metazoa; Arthropoda; Malacostraca; Amphipoda; Hyalellidae. The transcript has 9 exons. Gene Ontology annotation, molecular function: zinc ion binding. Gene Ontology annotation, cellular component: nucleus; cytoplasm. The record is from RefSeq and is a predicted model, not a curated record.